AUGUCUGAUUCUAUCAGUUUCUUUCCCGUUCGUCAGCAUUUUUCGUUCGCAAUCAGUUACAAAAUUGUGUUGUUUCCAAAUUGUUGGUUAAUUCCUUCAGAAAUAUAGUGUAAUGGCUGCUCGUCUACUCAGUAUCCUCCAAUUGGGCGGGCACAUCCUGCCCAAACGAAAGUUUGCCCAUCAAUCACUGUUUUUUGCAAGGGGAAUGUCUAGGAGGAAGCACCAAAGUCAGAACACUGAGAAAGGCAAAAAAACUUGUCCGAAAAAUCAGUUUUUCGGUGGAUGCUUUAAGAACUCUGAACCUUUUAGGAGGGAAAACAAGAAGGAAAAAGCCAAACGCUGUCGGGAUCCUUGCAAAGACGGACCAUGCCGCCCAGAGAAGUAGAUGACUGACCUCUAAAAAAGCUGGAAAUAACCAAAGUUCUUAGCCUUAUAGCUUUCAUUUCCAAAUGAUUACUACAGUUACUUUUGAACAGAAUAAAACAGGUCGCCCAAAAAUCGUCUUAGCCAUGAAAUAACCAA
Drosophila elegans is the source of this 522-nucleotide messenger RNA. RefSeq lists its product as uncharacterized. The coding region runs from base 113 to 385 and encodes 90 amino acids. Lineage: Eukaryota; Metazoa; Arthropoda; Insecta; Diptera; Drosophilidae. The transcript is spliced from 2 exons. The record is from RefSeq and is a predicted model, not a curated record.